Molecule: messenger RNA, 1287 nt
Organism: Psylliodes chrysocephalus
Lineage: Eukaryota; Metazoa; Arthropoda; Insecta; Coleoptera; Chrysomelidae
Source: the annotation of a GenBank genome assembly
AUGUUUAUAAUUACCCCAGAAUGGAUUGAAAGUUCUUCAUCUUCUGUUGACGACACUGUUGAAAAGACAAGUAAUAUGAUGGGUGUAAGCAAAUCAACGAUAUAUAAAGUUCAGAUGAUAGAACAUUUACCAAAGGAUUCAGUUAUAGUAAUGGAUAACGCUAGUUACCAUUCCCGUCUAACUAGACGUGUUCCAAAUACUUCAUGGAAGAAAGAUGAUAUCAUUAAGUGGCUAACAGACAGAAACAUUAACUUUUCAGAAAAAUCAAUAAAAAUAGAACUACUAGAAAUUAUGAAAUUAAAUAAGCCUCCAGUACAUUAUGUAGUAGAUGAAUUUGCAAAAACACAUGGUAUUGAUGUUGUGCGUCAUAUCCAGAAAUGUGAAACUCCCUUGGCAAACCCCACUGAGUCGUGCUCUAGAGAAGGUAGAAGUUUUAUAUGGACUGCUGUAACAACUCGAAUGUUACUAAAUUAUUUUAAAACAACAAGGAAACUGGUGGGAACAUUAAAAAUUAGAAAUUUUAAGAAAAUGUGGGAAGUUAUAGCCCAAGAAUUUAAAAAAGAAAACAUUGAUGUGACACCCUUAAACUGUGAAAACAGAUGGCGAGUUCUAGAACGAAAUUAUAAAAAAUAUGUAGAUAAUAAGAAGCAAACUGGAGCAGGUCGAAGAUUUUUUGAAUUUGCCGAUGAAAUGGAUGAUAUUCUCGGUAAAAAGAAAAAUAUCAAUCCGACAAUUUUAUUAUCUACAUCAACAGCAACAAAAUUACAAACACCUUCGACUUCGACACAAGCUGAAAUAGUUGAAAAGGAAUUUUCACCAGACUUUUCACCUGCUUCUUCCUCAAUAAUAAAUAAAGAAAACAUUACAACAGUAACGCCUCAUAGGAUGAAAUCAAAAGCAGCCACAUCUGUAAAAAAUAAUGUUUUAGAAAAAAUACGUCUUAACAAAUUAGAUCGACACAAGGAAAAAUUAGCUUUUGAGAAAGAAAAAUUUGAAAAACUUUAUCAAUUGGAAGUUCAAAAGGUGCAAUUAAAAGAACGGAAGAAUAAUUUAUUAAAAGAUAAAAAUAAUUUACAUAUUGAAACAAAUAAACUGUUACUAAAAUUGACUGAAAAAACAUUCUUAUUUAAACAGAUAUUCCUGUAGUAUUUUAGUUAUUUAUUUAGUUUAUUGCAUUUAUAAGUAUUGUUUGUUUAGUUCUAUUGUCGUUUUGCAUUUACAUUGUUUGUUUAGUUCUAUUUGUUAUUGUCGUUUUGGAAGUUUUGUGAAGUUUGUAAUAAAAAAAAU